Messenger RNA from Mercenaria mercenaria, 3507 nucleotides. RefSeq names its product nuclear apoptosis-inducing factor 1-like. The record is from RefSeq and is a predicted model, not a curated record. NCBI's taxonomy places the organism in Eukaryota, Metazoa, Mollusca, Bivalvia, Venerida, Veneridae. The transcript has 8 exons. The coding region runs from base 213 to 986 and encodes 257 amino acids. Gene Ontology annotation, cellular component: nucleus.
UCUUCUGGGGGCCGUUUUAUCAAAGUGUCGCAGAUAACGACAAAAAUUGGUCGCAGACGUUAUUCUGCGACUUUGUCUUACGACCGUUUUACUAAAGGUGUCGUAGGAUCGAUGUCGCUACAAUGUCGCAGUCUUUGUCGUAGACAAUAAAUCACGCGAGUCACAGUCUGUGUAUACAUUUCCGGUGACGUCAAAUUGUUGUCUAUCACAAAAUGUCAGACGAUAAGGUCACUAAAAAAUCGAAGUGGAGCGAAGGGGAGGUUAUUUUGUUGGUGGAGGAGGUUACUGGGAAUGAGAAAUUGGGGAGAAAGUUUAGCCCGGACAACACAGCAGUUGAUAGGACCAGGUUUUGGUCUGAAACUACUAAAAAAAUCAAUGCUGUUGGAGGAAAGGAGAGGAAUGUAAAGCAGGUAGAGAAGAAAUGGAGAGAUCUUAAGAGCCAAACAAAAUCAAGGGAAGUGAAGAGGCGGACAGAGGCCAAGAAGACAGGUGGGGGAGUAAGCGAAGCGCCAUGUCUGUCAUCUUUGGAAGAGAAGAUACUUGGUACUCUACCAUCUUGUUCUUUGGAUGGAAUUCCUGGUGGGAAAGAUUCGAGUCUUGAUUCCAGUAUGCAUGAUGACAGUAAUUCCGAGACAAAUUUGAAUGAGAUUUUACAGACAAGAUCAGAUGGAGAAAGAAUGUUCCAUCAAAAGGUACAGGAAACUAUUUCAGUGAAAGCUGCUGAAAAAGCUAAAGAUUCAUCACGUCAACCUGAUUUAGCAUUUUCGAAGAGUACGGCAGUAACUGGGAAGAGUUUACAGAAGAGAGCAAUAAGUGGAACUGAGGAAUUUAUUUACAAGAUGGAGGAGAAGAAAGUGGCGGAGUUACAGUUAAUUAACAAAACGCUCUCCAGCAUUGACAGCAGUUUGAAAGAACUUGUUGCAAUAAAAAAAAAGAAAUUAGAAACUGAGAUUGAGAGCAACUUUUUGCACCAGUUUGAAUUUUAAACAUUGAUAAAUCUUUAAUACUUUCAAAUCAAAGGAAAAGCUUGUUAACACUAGAUAUCACAAUUUUGGCCCAAUCUUAAUGAAACUUGCUUAGAAUUUUACCUAGAGCCAUCUUGGCCCUCUUAUUACCCAUUUCUUACCCAUCCUGGCGUCAGUGUCACUGCUAGGUGAAUGUUUUGCAUGCAAGUUCAGUUAGCUAUCAUUGGCAUAUAGCUUUUAAACUUUCUUUUCUUUUUCUAGGUCUAUUAUAAAACUGACUGGGUCAAGUUCCAUAACUCUGACAUGUAUUUUGAGCAAAUUGUGGCCUUCUUGAUUUUUCACUUGCAAGUUACUGUCUCCAGAACUAAUGCAGAUAUUGAAACUUUGCAUGUGUUUUCAGGAUCAUAAAACUAGUCGGCAGCAUAAAAUUCAAUAGCUUUGUCAAGCAUUUUGUCUAAAUCAUGCCCCUUUUUGGAAUAGAAAAUCCUGGUUAAAGUUUUGCAUGCAAGUGCAUACAGCUAUAACCUUGAGGCAUGCAGAUUAGAAAUUCAUUUUUUUUUGCCAACCUCACUGGGUCGAGCCCCUUAGUCUAACAUGUAUUUUGGGCAUAUUAUGUCCCCAUUUGGACUUAGAAAAUUCUGGUUUAGAUUUUACAUGCCAGUUACUACCUGCAGAACAAAUGGUGAUAUUAUAUUGAAACUUCACAUGUUUUAAAAGUAUUUGCCAGCAUCAAGUACCAUAAAUCUGACAUGCAUCUUCAUCAAAUUGUGUCCCCUUUUAAAUUUGAAAUUUGUGGUUAAAGUUUUGAAAAUAAAGUUUAACAUGCAGGUCACUAUCUACAAAACUAAUGCAGAUACUGGAUUGAAACAUAUUUUAACAUUUAGGGUAAUAUUUUCCUGCUUCUUGGACAGUAAUUCGAACAGUCAAGCAUUCGCUGUCUAACAGACAGCUCUUGUUUAUAAAAAAAUGUUAGUGGUAGACCUUUUUCAUUUUUUAGCUCACCUGAGCACUAAGUGCUCAAGAUGAGCUUUUGUAAUGUGAUCACCCUGUGUCUGUUGUCUGUCGUCAUCAACAAUUUGACUGUUAACACUCUAGAGGUCACAGUUUUGGCCCAAUCUAAAUUAAACUUGGAUAGAAUGUUACCCUCAAAUAAUCUUGGACAAAUUCGAUAUUGGGUCAUCUGGGGUCAAAAACUAGGUCACCUGGUCAAAUCAAAGGAAAAGUUUGUUAACACCCUAAAGGUCACAAUUUUGGCCCAAUUUUAAUGAAACUUGGUCACAAUGUUACCCUCAUUAAAAUCUUGGAUGAGUUUUAUAUUGGGUUAUCUGGACUCAGAAACUAGGUCACUAAAUCAAAUCAAAGGAAAGGCUUGUUAACACUCUAGAUGUCACAAUUUGGGCCUAAUCUUAAUAAAACUUGGUCAGAAUGUUACCGUCAAUAAAGUCUAGGACGAGUUUGAUAUUGGGUUAUCAGGGUUAAAAAACUAGGUCACCAGGUCAGAUCAAAGGAAAAACUUGUUUACACUGUAGAGGCCACAUUUGCGACUGUAUCAUCAUGAAACUUGGUCAGAAUGUUAAUCUUCCUUAUCUAUAGGUCAAGUUCAAAUCUGGGUCAGGUGGGGUCAAAAACUAGGUCACUAGGUCAUUCAAGGGAAAAGCCUGUUAACACUAGAGGCCACAUUUAUGAUGUAUCUUCGUGAAACUUAUUGAGAAUGUUAAUCUUGAUGACCUUUGGGUCAGGUUUGAAUCUUAGUCAUGUAGGGUCUAAAACUAGGUCACAGGGUCAAAUCAAAGGAAAAGCUUUUUAACACUUUAGAGGCCACAUUUAUGACUGUAUCUUCUUGAAACUUAGUCAGAAUGUUAAUCUUGAUGAUCUUUAGGUCAAGUUAGAAUCUUUGUCAUGUGGGGUCAAAAACUAGGUCUCAGGGUCAAAUCAAAGGAAAAGCUUUUUAACACUAUAGAGACCACAUUUAUAACUGGAGUGUAAUAAAGCCAUUAAAUAAAAAUGAUAAUACACUAGUGUAAUAAAGCUUUGACGUCGACGUCAUUUAUAGUAUAGGCUAUGUCGGUCAAAUUGUCUUGUUUAUUUAGUAAAAGAAAGUCGAUUUUUUGAUGUUUCGACAAGAAAGGCUUACAUGUGAUAAAAAGAAUAUUACAUUUGUGACUUUCCACAUUGAAUAUAUUAAACUCGUUCAAUAAAAUUGAUAAAAUGCUUGGCAUAGCCUCGCAUUUUAUCAUUUUAUUCAACUCGUUUAAUAAAUUCAAUAUGAAAAGACACUCGUGUAAUAUUCUAUAUUAAUUUUAAUAUGAUUUAGUGCAUUACACAAAUCUAAUAUUACUUUCAGUGGAAUAUAUUGUCUUACAAGCUGUUAUUUGUCAAAUACACAUUAAUGUGUAUUAUUUACAUUUGAAAUAUCAGGACUUUUACACAUUUCACUGUAAUUUUCCAGAGUUUUAUUUUCUUUGUUGUUAUAGUAAUAUGAAUAAUUUAUUGUAUAAUUUCAUAAUGAUUUAGCUUCAAUAAAUUUGUUAACUUAUCCUAA